AUGUGGCUUCCUCUAUGGUUGCUAUGUGGGUGUCUUUGGUUGCUAAGCAGUACGGAAGUUUGGGCGGCUACUUUCAAACUGGCUCUGAUUGGCCCAUGGUCAUGUGACCCCAUGUUCUCUCGGGCAAUGCCCACGGCAGCAGCUAACCUGGCGCUGUCACGGCUACGCAGCGACAGAAGCCUGAGCAGAGGCUACUGGUACGAUGUGAAACUGCUGGAUGAAGACUGCUCCACCUCCAAAGCUCUGACAGAACUUGGAGAGAUGGAGGGUUAUGGCCACGCCUACAUUGGACCAUUUAACCCCGCCCUCUGUCACACGGCAUCCUUAUUGGCUCAGCACUGGGAGGUGGGGCUUGCAUCUCCCGGCUGUCUAGAUGCUAAUUGGCAGAACCUGCCGCCCAUCACUCCUCCCAGCAGGGUUCUGUUCACCGUGCUCAAGUUCUUCCAAUGGGCGCAUGUCGGGAUUAUCUCAGCCCCAUCCAACCUAUGGGAGAGCACUGGGCAGGAAGUGGCCUCUGCGCUCCGUGCCAUGGGCCUCCCGAUUGGCCCAGUGGUUACCAUGGAAACGAGGAACAAAGUCGGAGCUCGGGAGGCAUUGAAAGUGAUCAAAGAGACCGACAAGGUCAAAGUUGUGAUCAUGUGCAUGAGCUCUCUUCUGAUUGGAGGAGAGGAUCAGAGAGAGCUCCUAUUGGCUGCUCUGGACAUGGGGAUGGUUUCUGAUGGUUAUGUGUUUAUACCGUAUGACACUCUGCUGUACGCCAUGCCGUACCAGGACACAGUGUUCCCUCAGCUGACCAACAGCACGCAGCUUCGUCACGCCUACAGCUCCGUUCUGACUGUUACUAUGGCGUCCGACCAGAGUUUCUACGAAGCUUUUCGUCAGGCUCAAAUCAGCCGAGAGAUCCGGUCAGCUGUCGCUGCAACAGAGGUUUCUCCAAUGUUCGGAACUAUCUUCAACAUGGUGUAUUUCGUUGCUAAGGCGGUGGAGGAGCGUCGUCAGGCAGGAGGUGGGCACUGGGUGAUGGGUGACCACCUCAUCCAAUCAGAUGGAGGCUUUGAUUUCCAAGGCUUUAAUCAGGUUUUAUAUGGAGGUAAAAAGGGGCGUGGCCUGCAGGCCAGGUACGUGGUGUUGGACAGCGAUGGCGAUCGACUUGUGCCGACACAUUCGCUCGCUCCGACUCACACAGACGUGAUGGUCGGAGGUCUGAGACCCCUGAGCCGCUCGUUCAUCUUCCCCGGAGGAAAACCCCCCAAAGCCAGUUUUUGUUGGUUCAGUCCAGAGGAGACGUGCAGCGGCGGUCUCGACACGGUGACGAUGAUCUUCAUCUUCCUGUUGCUCUGUGCUCUGAUUGGAGCAUUUUUCUUCUGGAUCAGGAAGUACAGGAGAUCAACAAAUGUCACCAAACUGAUCCUGACUCUGGAAGACAUCGUCUUCAUCGACACUCAAGUCAGCAGGAAGAAACUGAACGACGAGUCGAUCAUGAGGAGUCUUCUGGAAAUUAAAACUCCGUUUCGCUCGAUCGCUCGAAGUUACAUCCUGACGUCAGCUGAGAGUUCCAACAUCGGAAUACUGGAGGGCGACUGGGUUUGGAUGAAAAAGAUUCCUGCUGGAAAGACGAUGACGGCUGUCAAUCAAAACACCCAGAGUCUGUUUAAUCAUUUACGGGAGAUGAGACAUGAGAACCUGAACUUAUAUCUUGGACUCUUUCUGGACUCUGGGAUCUUCGCUCUCGUUGUUGAACAUUGUCCUCGAGGAAGUUUGGCUGAUCUGCUCGCCGAGGCCACCAUGAGGCUGGACUGGAUGUUCAAGUCCUCGCUGCUUAUGGACCUGAUCAAGGGUAUGAAGUAUCUUCAUCUACGAGGUUUGAGUCACGGUCGACUGAAGUCGACAAACUGUUUAGUUGAUGGACGUUUUGUUCUGAAAAUCACUGAUUACGGACUUCCCAUGAUCCUUCACUCUCAGAGCCUCAGUCUCUCUGAGGAUCCACAAGAGCUGCUGUGGUCCGCCCCGGAGCUUCUGAGGAACUCGGUCCGUGGAGGUUCAUUUGCCGGAGAUGUUUUCAGUUUCUCUAUCAUCAUACAGGAAGUGAUCUCACGCACGUUGCCGUAUGCCAUGAUGGACAUGCCCGCCCACGAGAUCGUGGAGCGUAUAAAGACGCCCCCCCCACUCUUCAGGCCGGUGGUCUCAGUGGACGAAGCUCCGAGCGAAUGUCUGAGUCUGAUGAACGAAUGUUGGAAUGAAGAUCCGAGUAAGAGGCCGAGCUUCGACGAAAUUUUCAAACAGUUUCGAGGCAUAAAUCGAGGGAAGCGUGCGAAUAUCAUCGACUCCAUGUUGCGGAUGUUGGAGCAGUACAGUUCAAACCUGGAGGAUCUGAUCAGAGAACGAACAGACGAGCUGGAGGUCGAGAGGAGCAAGACGGAGAAACUGAUCGGACAACUUCUGCCCAAAUCAGUGGCUCAAGCUCUGAAAAAAGGGAAACCCGUUCGACCGGAACAUUAUUCAGAUUCAACUCUUUACUUCAGUGACAUCGUUGGAUUUACAACCAUCUCAGCUCUCAGCGAGCCAAUCGAGGUGGUUGACCUCCUGAAUGACCUCUACACCAUAUUUGAUGCCAUCAUUGCGACUCAUGAUGUUUACAAGGUGGAAACGAUCGGAGACGCCUACAUGGUGGCGUCAGGCGUCCCAAACAGGAAUGGAACCCGACAUGCGGCUGAAGUGGCCAACAUGUCUCUGGACAUCCUGCACUCGAUCGCAGCCUUUAAGAUCAAACACAUGCCUGAGAUCAAAGUGAAGAUACGCAUUGGCCUACACUCAGGUCCACUCGUAGCUGGUGUGGUUGGACUCAUGAUGCCCAGGUAUUGUCUGUUUGGAGACACAGUGACCUUAGCAUCACACAUGGAAGCCACUGGACUGCCCUAUAGGAUCCACAUCAGUGUGAGCACGAUGAAGAUUCUGACCAGCCUCAAACUGGGAUAUCACUUCGAAACCAGGAAAGCUCAGGUGAAGGGCUCAGAGGACACCUAUUGGCUAAUUGGGCAAGAUGGUUUCACUAAACCUCUUCCUGUUCCUCCAGAUUUGAUCGGAGGGGCCAGUAACCAUGGUAUCAGUCUUGAUGAGAUUCCAGUUGAGAGACGUCAAAAAUUUCUGGACCGACAGAAGAUAAAGAAAUAA
Limanda limanda (common dab) is the source of this 3171-nucleotide messenger RNA. RefSeq names its product retinal guanylyl cyclase 2-like. The transcript has 23 exons. Bases 1 to 3171 code for a protein of 1056 amino acids. Gene Ontology annotation, biological process: cGMP biosynthetic process; intracellular signal transduction; receptor guanylyl cyclase signaling pathway. NCBI's taxonomy places the organism in Eukaryota, Metazoa, Chordata, Actinopteri, Pleuronectiformes, Pleuronectidae. The record is from RefSeq and is a predicted model, not a curated record. Gene Ontology annotation, molecular function: protein kinase activity; guanylate cyclase activity; peptide receptor activity.